GUAAUUAAUUCUUAAUUAAUUACCUCUCUAAUCUCUCUCGCGGCGGCAUCGUCUUCUUCCCGCGGCGCGACGCCAUCCCUUGCCCCGAUUCCACGGCUGCGGCUGCGAGAUCAGGGUCGGAUAGGUGUAGGGUAUAUACGUUGCUCCGGGCGGCGAUCGAUCGAUGGAGCAAGCGGCGGCGGAGGCGGAGGCGGAGAGGAUGAGGAGGGAGAAGAAGGACGGGGUGGUGAAGGAGGUGAUACGGCUGGAGAGGGAGUCCGUCAUCCCCAUCCUCAAGCCUAAGCUCAUCAUGAAGCUCGCCUACCUCGUCGAGCAAGAUAAGGAUCGUGGCGAGUUCUUGAAGCUAUGUAGGAGGGUGGAGUACACUAUCCGUGCUUGGUAUCUUCUGCAAUUUGAGGACCUAAUGCAAUUAUAUGCCCUAUUUGAUCCUGUUAAUGGCGUGAAGAGUUUGGAGCAGCAAAGCCUGACACCAGAUGAGAUUGAAACGCUUGAACUCAAUUUCUUAACUUAUAUGUUUCAGAUAAUGGAAAAGAGCAACUUCAAGUUGUUAUCUGAUGAAGAAUAUGAUGUAGCCCAGUCUGGUCAGUAUCUUCUGAACCUACCAAUCAAAGUUGAUGAAUCCAAGGUAGACAAGAAGUUGUUGACAAGGUACUUCAAAGCACAUCCACAUGAUAAUCUACCAGCAUCCGUUGAUAAGUACAUUAUAUUUCGGCGGGGCAUUGGAAUCGACCGGACAACUGAUUACUUCUUCAUGGAGAAAGUGGAUGUAAUAAUAUCACGGGUGUGGAGAUCAUUGCUAAGAGUUACAAAGAUUGACAGACUCUUCUCUAAGAAAAAGCAAUUGAGGGCCAAAAAGGACCCAAAGAAGACUGAUGAAGUUAAUGAAGAAGUAGAAGAACAAGAAUUUUCUGUUGAGCGCAUUCGCCUAGAAAAGAUGGAGCUGAGCAUAAAGAAUCUACUAAGUCAAAUGACAAUUCAAGAACCUACAUUUGAAAGGAUGAUUGUGGUAUAUAGGAAAUCAAGCACAGAAGCCAAGCCGGAUCGAGGAAUAUUUGUAAAGCAUUUCAAGAACAUUCCAAUGGCUGAUAUGGAAUUAGUUCUGCCAGAGAAGAAGAACCCUAGUUUGACUCCAAUGGAUUGGGUGAAAUUUCUUAUUUCUGCUGUGUUAGGUUUGGUUACUCUAAUAGGUUCUCUUGAGAUGCCAAAGGCUGAUAUAUGGGUUGUCAUAGCAAUCUUGUCUGGUUUAAUUGGAUACUGUGCUAAGAUCUACUUUACAUUUCAGGCCAAUAUGGUGUCUUACCAGAAUUUGAUUACAAAAUCGAUGUAUGAUAAACAGCUUGACAGUGGGAAAGGAACACUUCUGCAUUUGUGUGAUGAUGUGAUCCAGCAAGAAGUUAAAGAGGUCAUUGUUUCUUACUAUAUUUUGAUGGAGCAAGGAAAGGCAACUGUACAAGAUCUCGAUUUACGCUGCGAACAGCUCAUCAAGGAAGAAUUUGGUGUGGAGUGCAAUUUUGACGUUGUUGAUGCUGUGAAGAAGCUAGAAAAGCUUGGAAUUGUAUCUCGGGAUUCAAUCGGGAGAAUUGUAUGUGUUCCAUUGAAGCGUGCAAAUGACAUUAUAGGGCAAACUACUGAAGAAAUGGUGAUGCGAGCUCAACAAGCUUCAACCGGUUCAUAGAUUCUGCAUACUGUUGAAGUGAUCUUCGUUUCUUUAUAUGAAGAUGAAAUUAAUUGUGAUAUUCUCAAACGAUAGUUUUUUUUUCUCUGUGCAGUUCUGUGAUGUACGAUAAUGUCAAAAAUAAUUCCAUCUUAUUAUUUCGUUCUUUCAUUUAUUCUGUAAAUAAGAGCGAUAUAUUUCAUUUUUCAGUGUGGCAAAGAUGGUGUAUACACCACAAAAUGAACAUUGCAAUUUCAGUAUAACAAUUAUUCGUGCCU
Molecule: messenger RNA, 1932 nt
Organism: Oryza sativa Japonica Group (Japanese rice)
Lineage: Eukaryota; Viridiplantae; Streptophyta; Magnoliopsida; Poales; Poaceae
Source: RefSeq, a predicted model, not a curated record